Molecule: messenger RNA, 696 nt
Organism: Theobroma cacao (cacao)
Lineage: Eukaryota; Viridiplantae; Streptophyta; Magnoliopsida; Malvales; Malvaceae
Source: RefSeq, a predicted model, not a curated record
AUGCCAAGCUAUAUCAAGUUCCUUAAAGACAUUCUGUCUAAAAAGAGAAGAUUAGGUGAAUUUGAGACAGUUGUACUUAUUGAGGAGUGCAUUGCUAUCAUCCAGAAUAAGCCUUCACCAAAGUUCAAGGAUCCAAGUAGUUUCACCAUUCCAUGCACUAUUAGUACUCUAUUGUUUGCAAAAGCUUUAAGUGAUUUGGGAGCAAGUAUCAAUUUGAUGUUAUUAUAUAUUUAUCGAAAACUUGGUUUGGGGGAAAUCAAGCUUACUUCUAUGACCUUGCAACUCACUGAUCGAUCUUUCACUUAUCUAAGAGGUAUUGUUGAAGAUGUGCUAGUUAAAGUUGAUUUUCAAGUAAACUUCAUAGUACUUCACAUAGAGGAAGAUCGUGAAACACCAAUUAUUUUGGGGAGACUAUUUUUAGCUACUACUAAAGCUCUUAUUGAUGUAAAAAAGGGAGAACUUACCUUAAAGGUUCAAGACCAAGAGUUAACUUUCAAUAUUUUCAAAGCGAUAAAGUUUCCUCAAGAGUUUGAUGAAUGCUUUGCAAUCAACAUAGUAAAUAAAAUCACCAAUGAAGUGUUUAUAGAAAACUAUCCCAAUGAUCCACUUGAGGCUUCUUUAAUUUCUACUUCUGAAAGGGAUGAUGAUGAAUUUCUUGAAUUUGUUGGAUGCUCCACCACGUGUUAUUAUAUUUAA